AUGGAUAUUUUGAAGACGAAUCCUGUUUAUCUCGGUGGUGCGCUCGUAUGCAUCGCACUGGCUGCGUACGUCUAUGCCGGGCUCACAAACCCCUUGUCGAAUAUUCCUGGGCCAUGGUACACCAGGUUCACAACACUGCCAUCGACAUUCAAGGUCAUCACAGCACACCACCCCGAUUGGAUCCAUGAUCUACACGCCAAGUACGGGCCGGUGGUGCGAUACAGUCCACACGAGGUCGAUAUUUCUGAUCCACCAACAUGCCAGCGGAUUCACAGCGUGAAGACUGGAUUCUUCAAGUCGCCAUUCUACUCACUUCUCAUCACGGAUUCCUCUAGCGUGUUCAACGAGAUACGCCCAGAGAUCCACCGCAAGUACAAGCGUUUGUUGUCAAAUCCCAUGUCAGAGACUGGCUUGAAGACGUUCCUCCCUCGCAUCGACAGUAAGGUCCGCUUGGCCAUUGAGCGCAUCCGUGACGAAAACAAGGUUCGAGGUGCAGCCGACAUUGCGAAGUGGUUUAUGUUCCUCUCGUUUGAUGUUAUCGGUGAUCUAGCCUUUGGAGAGUCCUUCGGCAAUUUGGAAAGCGGCAAGAAGAACCGAUCUGUCAACGACUUCGUUAGUCUCGGUUUCGUCGGCGGAUUACGGUCCAUGUUCCCCACAAUCGCCCAAAUCUCUCUCUACCUUCCGAUUCCAGUCUUCAAAGAAGCCACCGCAGUCCAAUACCGUACUUUUGACUACGCUCAGGGUGCCCUAGACCGCCACGCUAAGCGCGUCGAAGAGACUGGAUCAGAUCCCCACCCGACAGUCUUCUCCAAGCUCUACAACGCCGGCGAAGAAGAGACCUGGAACCCGAUCGAGAUCCGCGACAACGCGCAGGUCUUCAUCGUGGGUGGCAGCGACACGACCGCCAACUCGAUGAUCUACCUCGUCUGGGCGGUGUGCAAGAUUCCCGAGAUCAAAGCCAAGCUCAUGAAAGAGCUGGAUGCUCUUCCGGACAACUACACAUACGAUCAGUUGAAGGAGCUGACAUUCUAUCCCGAGAGGUGGGAGAAUACCACGCAGGAGAUGAAGGAUUGCACCAUGCCCUUUGGCGGUGGUGCCCGAAUGUUCUUCUCGGAAGCCAAGGCAUUUAGUCCGGCGGGGAAUUCGGAUGCGGGAGUAAACUUUCCCAUGUCAUGCCGCGUUGUGGAACUGGGGCGAUACGGAGCGGGGCUCAAGGGCGCCGUGCCCCGCCAUCGGCUACAAGGACCCCACUACCCCGCUGCGGCCCCCUUGCGGCGGAAUGGUUCGACCGCGCCCUAUGACUUCAUGCUGAGCCGCCCGUGGUUCAGACUUCCUAUCUCAUUCCAUCUCAUUGACACCCCAUACACCGAAGCAAUGGCCGAAACACCAAGCGCAAAGCGUCAGAAGUCCUCCAAGGACGUCUCCUACGAACUCAUCUACUGGCCAGGCCUCCCCGGCCGCGGCGAACACGUUCGUCUCCUCCUCGAGGAGGCCGGCGCUGAAUACACCGAUACCGCACAGAUCGAAGACGGCGUCAAGAGCGUUCUGGCUCAGAUCGACGACAAGAACCUGGGCGACGAACACAACCCGCCUCCCUUGGCGCCUCCCAUCCUGAAGCAUGGAGACCUCCUCAUCAGCCAGACGCCUAACAUCCUGCUCUACCUCGGACCACGCCUCGGCCUCGCACCCAAGAUCUCAGAGGGUGACGACGGCAUCUACAUUGUCAACGGCCUUGCACUGACUGCACUGGACGGACUCAGCAACGAGGCUCACGACACUCACCACCCCAUCGCGACGGGUCUGUACUACGAGGACCAGAAGGAGGAGAGUAAACUCAAGGCGAAGGACUACAUCGCCAAUCGGUUGCCCAAGUUCCUUGGGUACUUUGAGCGGGUGCUCAAGAGCAAGGCCAGCGGCGAAGGUCCAUGGCUUUACGGAGGCUCUUUGACAUACGCUGACUUGGUGCUCUUCCAGUGUAUCGAUGGUCUCAAGUUCGCGUUCCCCAAUGCUCUGAAGCGAAUCGAGGCUACUGGCGACUACAAGGGUCUCUUUGCGCUCUAUGAGGCCGUCAAGGAGCGGCCCAAGAUCAAAGAAUACCUCGCUAGCGAUCGUAGACAAAAUUAUUCGCAGGGCAUUUACCGUCACUAUCCUGAAUUGGAUGAAGAGUACAGUGAGACUGGUGUCAUCUAG
Colletotrichum lupini is the source of this 2190-nucleotide messenger RNA. RefSeq names its product cytochrome P450. Gene Ontology annotation, molecular function: heme binding; oxidoreductase activity, acting on paired donors, with incorporation or reduction of molecular oxygen; iron ion binding. The transcript has 8 exons. The record is from RefSeq and is a predicted model, not a curated record. The coding region runs from base 1 to 2190 and encodes 729 amino acids. NCBI's taxonomy places the organism in Eukaryota, Fungi, Ascomycota, Sordariomycetes, Glomerellales, Glomerellaceae.